This is a messenger RNA of Pantherophis guttatus, 761 nucleotides long. RefSeq names its product deoxyuridine triphosphatase (gene DUT). Gene Ontology annotation, biological process: dUTP catabolic process; dUMP biosynthetic process. The record is from RefSeq and is a predicted model, not a curated record. Lineage: Eukaryota; Metazoa; Chordata; Lepidosauria; Squamata; Colubridae. Gene Ontology annotation, molecular function: dUTP diphosphatase activity; magnesium ion binding.
CUGCCAUCUUAGCUUCCUCCCGGCCUACCAGAAACGACGACUUUUCUUUCCGCCCUCUGCGGUCUCGGCGGAGGAGGAGGCGGCGGCAAAAAGAGCGAGCAACACCAGGCCGAAAAAGGCCCUUCAGGCGCUGCCAUGGCUCCCCUGCGCUACCUCAAGAACAAAUUAGCCGCCCUUUUUCGCGCCGUCGCUAUGCCAGUCUCCACGGCAAUCCCCGGGGAACCUUCCAGCGCCAGCCUGAAUAUUCCCAACGGGGACACGACUUCCCAGAGCCUGCGCUUCGUCAAGCUGACCGAUAACGCUUUUGCGCCUUCUAAAGGAUCUUCCCGGGCGGCGGGCUACGAUUUGUACAGUGCAUAUGAUUGUGAGGUCCCUGCUGUAGGGAAAGCUGUUGUGAAAACAGAUAUUCAGGUUGCCCUUCCUACAGGUUGCUAUGGUCGAGUAGCUCCUCGAUCUGGAUUAGCUGUAAAUCAUUUCAUUGAUGUUGGUGCUGGAGUAAUUGAUGAGGACUACAGGGGAAAUGUUGGUGUUGUAUUGUUUAACUUUGGAAAGGAACCAUUUAAAGUUAAAAAGGGUGACAGGAUCGCUCAACUAAUCUGUGAGCGCAUCUACUAUCCGGUUCUUGAAGAAGUCAAGGUUUUGGAUGAAACAGAACGUGGCUCAGGCGGUUUUGGAUCAACUGGGCAGAAAUAAAGGAAACUUUUAUACAGUAUAUUUUUAUACACCUUUUAAAAAUGUAAAUAAACUUUGAUAGAAAAUUG